AUGCAAUAAGAGGAUGAUAAUAGCUAAAGUUUUUCGUAUAAUUUUAAUCCUCAAAUCUAAGUAUUUGCUCAUGCAAAUUUCUAAGAUUUAUUAGAAGAAUAUGUAUUUAUGUGAUUUAAUUAUACAUUAGAGUAGAUCAAACAAAAAAAAAAAAAACCCAAAUUAAUAAUAUGUUUAUAAAGAUUUAAGUGAUAGGAAUGCUCUGCUUACUAUAUAUAGAUCAGUUUCAUAUGAUUGUAAUUUUUAUUUUAAAAUAAGAACAAUCGGAAAAUAAAAUAAAUAUUGUAAAUCAAGUUAUCUAAUGGCUAUAAAAUUAUUAAAGAAUAAUAAUACCAAAAUCAGAGGCUGAAAAACUUGGAGAAAAGAGCUUUUUAAAGCAUAUAUUAACUUAAAAAUGUUCAAAAUUUUCAGAAUAAACUGCAUAAGAUUACAUGAAGUAAAAUCCUACUUUAGUUCAUUAUGUUAAUGAAUCAGCAGAAAAACAAGCAGAAGGUUAUGUUAAUAAUGUUCUCAUGAUGGUUUAAGCAAUCAAAAUUGCAGCAAUAUCAGAUUAUAUUAAUUAUUUUGCUUAAGCUGUGGCUCUUCAAAUAAAACAAUCAAAAAAGCGUAAAUUUUAAUUAUAAUUAUAGCUUAAAAUUUAUCAGAGCCCUCUUUAAGAGGUAAUAAAGUGAUUUUUAUAAAUCUUACAGGGAAAGAAAGUAUUACAAAUUUAGAAGAUUGGUUAUAGUUAUUAGAAAAAAAUGAUGAAUUUAUUUACUUUUCCUUCAUUAAAAUAAUAGAAAAAAAAGAAAUCUAAAGUUAGUUUAAAUGUUACAAGAAUUAUUUUAACAACAUGAAAUUUGUAAAUAGUAAUAUUAAUUUAUUUCCAUACGAAAGUCCUUCAAACGAUAAUCAAAAGAAUUUAUUACAUGGUUAAUUACUAAAGAUUUUUUUCAAUAAUUUUAUGUAUAAUAGAAUUGAAAAAUUCUCAUAAAAUUCUUAUAUAGCAUUAAGCUUAUCUUUAUCUGAUGAUAUUGAUUACGAUUCUUUUGGAAUCUAGUUUUUAAUCUAAAAUCUAAUGAAGUUGAGUCACAACAAGUUGAUGAUUCAUAUCGACAUAGAAAUUGAAGAAAAUAGACUUGAUUACUAGUAAAAACUAACUCAAUUAAUGAAUCUUUGCUAUUCUUCAUUUCAAGAAUAAAAUAUCAUAAUUUAAAAUUUAAUUCCUAAAGAGAAAUUAGAAUUAGCUUAUUAAAUCAAAGAUCUGAAAUAAUACUAUAAAUAACUUGAGUUAUUUCAUUUAAAUGAAUAACUUUAAUACACAAUGAUUUCACUAUAGAACUAAUUUGAAGAAGUCCAGAAAAUAAAAAACCAUUUAUUAGAAGUUAAAAUUAACAAAAUGUAGAGGAUAUUCUAUAAAAAAGGCACUUCAAGAUAUUUGAUCAUUUGUCCUCUCUUGGAAAAUAAUCAUUAAAUAACACCUUAUACAUAAAUUACAAUCAAUUAUGAGGAUGACAUUAUUAUAUUAUAUCAGGAUAGUGACCCUAAAUUCUUAUAUUUUUAUUAGCUUGGAGAACAUGAUUUUAAUAAUAUGUAGAAAUUUUAAGAAAUUAAAUUGUAAUUAUUAAAUUUAUAAAUUUAGCUAAAAUCUAAGUACAUUAUUGGGAUCUGAUUAAAUUUAGAACUAAAUAGUAUUUUAUUUUAAUUUUCAAAUUUAUGUUCUCUAUGGAUAAAUAAAUUACCAAAUAGAAAUGAGUUGUUUAAGAUAUAAUAUUAAAACAGAAGAAUAGGCAAUUUUAUAAUUCAACGACAUAGAAAAGUUAAACUAAGGUAGUUUUCAUCUUAAAAUUGCUAUUUCAAAAUCUAAUAGGGAAUAAUUAGAAUAAAAAAUAAAAGCUAGAGCAUCACCAACAGUUUGUAUUGAAAACUCAAAUAAUCAAGUUUUAAAGGUUUUAAUUUUAGGAGGAGAAAAUAUAGAGUAUAAAUACUUUAAUAUGAAAUAGGUCUCCUUAGAUAAUGAAUCUACUUGAAUAUAUGGAAAUCAGGUCUUCUGAUUUUUUAACUGGUAUUUUAGAUAAGAGUAACUUAUUUAAAGAAUUGUCACUUAAACCAUAUCCAAAUCAAACUAUUUUAAACUUUAAAAACAAAAACGAUAUAUACUAUUUAAUAUUGCCAGGAAAUGAUACACUGAGGAAGAAAUCCUAAAAUCAUCCAAUAAAUAAGCAAUUUUCUUAGAAUGCCAUUUUAAUUAGAAAAGCAUUAGACUUUUCAAUCUCAAAUAUACCAAUAAAUUAUUAUGGAAAUAGAUCAUAUGAUUUAAAUUACAUAACAAAUAGUUAAUUCAAUUAUUAACUUAUAUUUUCAGAUGAACAAUAGUUAUUUAUAUGGAGGAUCAUUUAUACUUAAAGUAUGAAGAUUGAAACAAUUUAAAAGCUUCAUUUAGAUUAUGGUUAAUCACUAUCAAAUGACAAAAAAGCAGAAACUCAAUAUAUUAAUAAUAUUAAGUGUUUUAAAGACUAAAUUCCAGAAGCGGAAAUUAUUUUAGCUUAUCUAUUAUAUAGUGAUCCUGAUGAAAAAGAUAUUAACAAACAUUGUGAUAAAAUAAUAUAAUUUUAUUAAUAAAGUUAGUAGUAGGAUUAAUAAAGAUAGUUGUCGGAUUAAUAAAAAAAAUAUUUAGAGGAUUAUGCAGCGUAGAUAAAAAUUGCUAAAAGUAAAUUUGAAUAAGGUAAACUAAUUACUUUGACAGAUAAACCAAAUAAUAAAAAUGAUUAAAUGUAAUUGGAAGAUGUAUAACAAAAAGACUUAAAAGAAAAUUAAGAUUUUUUUAAAUAAAAUGUAAUCAAUAAUUAUAUUGGAGACAACAAUUAAUUAUUUUAAGUUUCAUUUGAAAGUUACAUUUAUUUAGAUUUAACAACUAAAAAAUUAAGUGUCAAAUAAUACACUUACGAAGUUGGAGAUGCGCUGCCCUUGCCUCGCAUUGAUAAUUCAGACAAUUAAAAUGAUAAAUCAGACAAUUAAAAUGAUAGAACAUAUUUGUUAAAAUGA
Molecule: messenger RNA, 3024 nt
Organism: Paramecium sonneborni
Lineage: Eukaryota; Ciliophora; Oligohymenophorea; Peniculida; Parameciidae
Source: the annotation of a GenBank genome assembly